Drosophila grimshawi is the source of this 342-nucleotide messenger RNA. RefSeq names its product larval cuticle protein 65Ag1 (gene Cpr65Ay). The transcript is spliced from 3 exons. Lineage: Eukaryota; Metazoa; Arthropoda; Insecta; Diptera; Drosophilidae. Bases 1 to 342 code for a protein of 113 amino acids. The record is from RefSeq and is a predicted model, not a curated record.
AUGACAGUGUUUCCGAUCGGGUUACUGCUUCUAUCUCUGGCCAUGACUGCUGCUGUGGUUGAUGAAGCAGAGCGUCAGGAGGAGGUGCAUUUUAAUUUUCAGACAGACAAUGGCCAUCGUCGCUCGGAGGAUAUUACGUACAAGGUGAAAGUGAAUGCUGAUAAGCAGAAAAUAUCAGAGCCUAACGACCUGUCGACGCCAAAGUCUGUGGAAUAUCGUGGGGGUUAUAGCUUUAUUUCAGCCGAUGGCUACGAAUAUCAGGUGCUCUACAAGGCCAACAAGAAUGGCUUUCAGCCCUAUGUAACGGCUCAUAAGGUGAAACCCGCUAAGGAGAGUUCUUAA